This is a messenger RNA of Mytilus californianus (California mussel), 1318 nucleotides long. RefSeq names its product protein fuzzy homolog. The transcript is spliced from 11 exons. Gene Ontology annotation, biological process: non-motile cilium assembly; vesicle-mediated transport. Bases 1 to 1227 code for a protein of 408 amino acids. NCBI's taxonomy places the organism in Eukaryota, Metazoa, Mollusca, Bivalvia, Mytilida, Mytilidae. The record is from RefSeq and is a predicted model, not a curated record.
AUGGCGACCUACAUUUUAUGUUUGACAACAGGAGGAGGAGUUCCCCUGUUUACCCGAAUGUCUACCAGUUUAAAGCCUUUACCAUUUCCAGUGAUUGGUUCGCUGAACGGAGUUCACAUGUUUGGUAUAAACCAGGAUGUAGAGUUGUUAGCUUCCACAACUGAUGAUGCUAAAGUUAUUUGGAAAGUUUUUCACGAAAGUGUAACAAUGAUAGCGGUAUCCCAGGAUGAUAUGGCUGAUGACUGUCACCUGACUAACCUACUCAACUAUGCCUUCCAGAUCGUUGUUUUACUCUGUGGAUUAGACGAAGUAACCAACAUCAAAAAUAUUGAAAGAUUUAAAAAAGAAUUGAAGGUGUGUAACCAGCUAAUUGACAAAUUAGUAGAACCACCGGUCAGUUUCAGUACACUAACAAAUACUGUAGAAACAAUAGCAUCACCAGAAAGCACAAUUCUGCAGAAUUUCUUAGAUGCCUUUACAGAAGCUGCUGAAAGCUCGUUUGGAUGUCUGUAUGUGGAUGACCGGAUUGUUGUGGCGACUAGGAAAUGGUGGUCUUUAUCAUCCAAUGAACUAGUUCUUUUGACCUUACUGAUAUCCUCUCUACAGAGAUGUUCCUCAAGAGACAUACCAAUAUUUCUACCAGACAGUCAUCCUACUAUACCUCAUAGACUGAUGACGUUCAGAAUGACUAGAAAGACAGAAGUUUGUGUGAUAUGUGGACAGACACCAAGCCUAGCAGAUUUAGAGAAUGAGGUAGGAAGAUUUUGGAGGCCAGCUUAUGAUUCACUAUUAUCAGCUACCUCAAUCGUUCCCAGAAACAUCCCUUCAAGCAUGGUCUUAGAUCCAAAUAUACAAUGUUUUCUUCUUGUAAACACGGAAACCAGCAGAUGUCUUGGAAGUGUGAACUCAUCUCCAGAAAGUAGUGGACCUUUAGGUGAUUUUUUAACAGUUCCACAGAGGAGAGAAGUGUUGUCAUCGUUUUAUAAGAAGAUGGUUGGAACAUUCUUUACUUCAGUCAUAGAAGGAAGUGACACAGGGCCAUUGGAGUUUACCCAUCAGCCUAUGGAAACGUACAUAACAACUGACUCACACAAGUGUUACGCCUUGCAGUCAGGUCCUUAUCAGAUAUAUGUUGUAUAUACAGAUAGCAUUCCUACCUAUGCUAUGAGAUCAGUGUCACAUAAAACACUGUCUUUGUUGACAAAAGACAAGAACAUUCAAGUGUGAUAAAAUGGAGAAGAAAUUCAAUGAAGAAGUGACAGCAAAUUCAAUAUCAAAGAUAAAGCAAAGAAAAGAAAUGUAACAGCAAAGAACAGAU